AACUUUAUCAGCUUCACUUCUGGAAAGAGGAACACACCAGGAACUCGCCUUCUGUUGUCUCUCUGAAAGGGAGGCAUUCUCUCUCGCUCUCUCUCUCUCGCUCUCUCUCUCUCUCUCAUACACACACACACUAUAUGAGAGCACUUCUCGUCGCUGACACACUCCGACGUUCCUGGAUCCGCUUACAGCAGCGUCUCCGGAUUCUUCUCCAGACUAGGAGCUGCUUCCUGCUCGCCUAGGAAACUUUGGUGGACACCCUUCCCGAAAUCCUCCAGGCCUAACCCUCUCCCCCCCUCCCUCCCUGUGCCCACCGGAGGGGGCGCUUCACCAGAACCAGAACCAGAACCCGCGGCAGCCAUGGACCUGUCGCUGUGGCAGUACCAGUUCCGGGUCAUCAUGCUGGGGGACUCCACGGUGGGGAAGUCCUCUCUGCUGAAACGUUACACAGAGGACCUGUUCCUGGACUGUAUCAACCAGACCGUGGGUGUCGACUUCUACGUGCACUUCCUGGAAGUGGAGCCCGGCGUCCGGAUCAAGCUGCAGUUCUGGGACACGGCCGGGCAGGAGAGGUUCAGGUCCGUCACCAGGUCCUACUACCGUAACUCGGUGGGCGGGCUCCUGGUGUUCGACCUGACCAACCGGGCGUCCUUCGAGCACGUGCGGGACUGGCACGAGGAGGUGCAGGAGCGCGUGCGGCCGCACGCCGUGCUCUUCGUGCUGGUGGGGCACAAGAGCGACCUGGCCAGCGGGCGGGCGGUGACGCGGGAGGAGGCGGAGCGGCUGGCCGGCCAGCUGGGGGCGCCGUACGUGGAGGCCUCGUCCAAGACGGGCUGGAACGUGGCGGAUGCCGUGGAGCUGCUGGCCCGCCGGGUGUACCAGGGCCUGCGUAGCGGGGAGGUGCAGCUCCGCGGCGGCUGGGACGGCGUCAAGUGCUCCGUGCCCCGCGCCCUGGAGCUCCGCCCGCCCGAAGAGGCCGCCGCCGCCGCCGCCAACGGCAAGAAGAGCUGCGACUGUUAGCCCCGCUCGGGACACGCCGGGACGCCCUCUGCUGGUGGCGAUGAGAACUGCGUCCGAGACACGGCCGGAGUUGUUGUUGCGUGACGGGGGGGCGACCUGCUUUGAACACGGGAUUCAGGAACACGCCGCCAACAUUCAACGCGUAAGAGCAGCGGCACUGAAAGGCCCCGUCCUCAGCCAGAACUACGACUAUAACAAUAUCUGUAAAUAUGACGGGUUUUUUUUUUUUUUCGAGAGGAAUGGCACAGUCCACACCACCGCUAUGGGUAGAGUGAGGAACGAUAUUGUUGGGAUCGCUUUCAGAGUUCGGGGAUUUUUUUUUCCAGCUGCAAGGACGAUAGCAACAGUGGCAUCCAAUCAAAAAUCCAUCCGAAUUUACACAUUACAUUACAAGGCAUUUAGCAGACGCUCUUAUCCAGAGCGACGUACAACGAAGUGCAGAUCGAACACAGGGACAAGUGCGAUGAGGACACUAGAAGAAACAUGGCGUCACGUUCCAAAAGGACAGAGGAUUUACUGAACGUUAUCGUUGAUCGGCGCGGAAGCUCACAUUGUUAUUGUUAUAGUUGUAGCUCUCGGUGUGGACGGGGAUCAGGAACAAGGCGGAUACGACACGCACCAGCAGCUACGCUGCCACCUGCAGGCUCCUGGAGGAACUGCGCUAUUAACGCCGCCUCAACGUGCACCUGAUGAGCCUCCCUGAAAUAGCGCUGUGCUCCUCCACCAGCCCUGAACACGCGCCAGCGCUUGAACUUGAACGGAAGCUUUAAUGCCUUUUCAGGAUUUUUAUUUUGUGCAUGUUCUUAGCGUGGAAAAAAAAACUAUGUUCAUUGAACCUAAUAUUAACCCAUAUCAAUUAAUAUCAACCCAUUUCUCUGUUAUGGGUCAGGGAUGUAAUUUAAUAUUUUAAAUGUUUAAUCUCAGGCAAAGUGGGCAGCGUCCGUGGUCAGUGCAUUGAUUUUAUCAGAAUACAUCAGCCUCUCCUCGCUUCUAAUUUGUGAAACCAAGAAGCACUUCCUCAAACCGUAAAGCAGAAGUCUGAUCAUGUGAUCACUCAGGUACAUAUGAGGUUUUGGUGCCCAUUACCUGUGUCCACCAGCUCCGUGUAACCAGUGCCAAAAUAAACAAUGCAUCUUCAGUUUGUACGUUUCUGAAA
Molecule: messenger RNA, 2173 nt
Organism: Conger conger (European conger)
Lineage: Eukaryota; Metazoa; Chordata; Actinopteri; Anguilliformes; Congridae
Gene: rab42b
Product: RAB42, member RAS oncogene family
Molecular function (GO): GTPase activity; GTP binding
Source: RefSeq, a predicted model, not a curated record